UUGUGCCCAACGCGCCGCGUGUUCUCUCGCGUGAGAGUUGCAAAUGAAGCCCGAUGUUCAGGCAUUCACUAGCCAGUCCAUCACGCUCGCAUGCAAACACUAUGUCGGACCUCCCCUAUGCUCCAGUCUCUACGGUAUAUGAAGCGUACGCCGUGGUUUAUCUCUUCCGCGACUCGAGAGGCUGGUUGACGAGCCUAUCCCCAAGGACACAUCUGCCAACGCCCUGGACUCAACUCACUACCCGCCGACUCCCGUCUUCCCCCUCUUUUUUUCCCUGUUUAUAAUGGCCCGUACAGCUAGAGGUACGUGCAGGCCUAGUCUGCGUUAUAGGCGCAACCAUAACCUACUGCCCUGCCGACUCGCGUCAAUCCAAGCGCUACGAGUCCUAUUUGGGCAAAAUACAUCGCGACAGCUCAGAGCGUGGCAGGAACACUGCCUCACAGCACUCUCAAGUCUCCCCCCAACACGCUCGUUCUGAGCAUCUCAGAACGACUUCUCUCGUCGUAGGUACGUCCAUGUGCGGCCCUCGCGGUAGCAUGCCCAUCGAUUUGCGGGCGCUUCUCACCAGAUGCCAGAUGGCCUCGAGUACUUCCCCCGAGUCAGCUGCACAACGAAUACCACCGGAACUAUUCAAGAGAAUUAUCGAUAAUCUGAAACCCCAAGAGUUGGACGGAUCAACUCGUCUAGCGUGGACUAAGUCCCGCAAAACGAAGAAGCUCAGAGGCCAACAGCAGAAGCACGAACUCGGACAGUGCUCCCUUGUCUGUCGCUACUGGGCGGUGCACUGUCGGGGGCCAAUAUUCAGGAACGUUGAAAUUCGGACACUCGAGGAUGCCCAUCGCCUGCUCGAGUUCGCGAAGACGAGCACGAUAGGCAUCAGUAUCGGGUCGUACAUCUCCAGUAUUACUGUACGCGCGGCGGUGCCUUCGCUUCCGUGGAUCCACCUCAUUACCAACGCCAUCCCUCAUGAUGCAUUCCCAAAUUUGAACAGCUAUACAAUCAAUGUAUCUGAAGCUCCUUUUAGCGAGGCUCCCGAGCUGAGGCCCUUCGCUCCCCGUUCUGUGUUCUACGGCCUCCCGCGCUCGCUCCCUGCCACUAAGCGCCCACUUCCUCUUAGCCUAAGAGACCUACGCUUUGCCGCAUUCGCCGACAUGAUCUCUUUCAUCGAGUCCUUCGUUGCAUCUAAGCCCCGCUCGCACAGUGCUUCACUCUACCUCGAUCAAAUUACCUGGGCGGACGGUAACACACUAAUGCCCUCCGAGACUCCAGCCGCGUUCCGCGGCAUGCGUCGCCGUUGGCGGAAACACUUUAAAUCAAUAGUUUCGAAUAAUUGCACGGAUGCAUGGCCACUCGUCUGGCUCUUGGUCACUGCAGAACGUCCGAAGCCGUCUCUAAACAGAACGCCACCUUUUGUCGACGGCAUGGAAGUGCGUCGGCUCACGGCGCUCGUGCAGGUGAUUAUGGACAAUUGCCAGUGCACCAUUUGCAGCGAGCGCAAGUCGGGGCAUAAAAGUACUAGUUCCCCGGGUCACCUACCAAGUGUAUUUAUGAAGGAAGUGGAGCCCGAACGUGGUUCCCGAGGUGUGUGCUCGGUUUGCUACAUGCCUAAGGCGAACGGGAGCUGAGCAGGAUGGCCCCAGAUCACGUAAUACUCAACAUACAUAACGAAAUUCACGAACUGGUUUUCAGGAUCUCCUCCGAGGGCCAUGUUACGAAGACAACUUUUCGUCUUAAGGGUCCACUUACUGCGGAUUGCGGGUCUCCCGAAUCGUUCGGAUUCGACUGGGCGGCCCUAGACAAGCGGGCCUCUGUCUUCAACGCGGCCGUGCUCUCCGUCUCGUUUCCUGCUAAACUAUACAGCGUGUACGAGCGAUUCGUACGUGAUCACAUGCCGUUGAUGGAAUCGAGCGGCCGAUUAGAGCUCGAGAGACAGAAAGGGUGACCUUAACGAGGUUGAUUGCAUGGGUGUCUUGCUGAAAUUGUAGGUCGGCUACGCCUGUAUGCAGCUGUAUAUUUCAUUCUUGCGCCCUCGGACGUGGACGUGGGGCACCUGAUAUCCAAAUACAGUCUCGUCGUGGUUUCAUUUUCUUCU
Messenger RNA from Phanerochaete carnosa HHB-10118-sp, 2092 nucleotides. RefSeq lists its product as uncharacterized. The record is from RefSeq and is a predicted model, not a curated record. NCBI's taxonomy places the organism in Eukaryota, Fungi, Basidiomycota, Agaricomycetes, Polyporales, Phanerochaetaceae. Bases 516 to 1625 code for a protein of 369 amino acids. The transcript has a single exon.